This is a messenger RNA of Mercurialis annua (annual mercury), 1335 nucleotides long. RefSeq names its product ubiquitin-like domain-containing CTD phosphatase. Gene Ontology annotation, molecular function: protein binding; phosphoprotein phosphatase activity. Lineage: Eukaryota; Viridiplantae; Streptophyta; Magnoliopsida; Malpighiales; Euphorbiaceae. The transcript is spliced from 6 exons. The record is from RefSeq and is a predicted model, not a curated record. Bases 78 to 1097 code for a protein of 339 amino acids. Gene Ontology annotation, cellular component: nucleus.
AGGUUAAAGACAAAACAAACUGAUUUUGAACUACGCAAACCCAAACACGGACUCGAGUUCACUCAUUUGACUCAAACAUGGCAGCAGCAGCCACUUCAUCAUCACCAUCUACACUAACAUCAUCGCCGGUGACGGAGGAAGAGCUUACACUGACGGUAAAAUGGAGCGGAAAAGAGUACACGGUUCGAGUCUGCGGCGAUGACUCAGUCGGCGAGUUGAAACGCCGAAUAUGUGAACUCACUAAUGUCUUACCUAAAAGACAAAAGCUUUUGUAUCCUAAAAUUGGUAACAAGCUUGCUAACGACGACGUUUUGCUCUCUCAACUUCCCCUUAAAUCUUCUCUCAAGAUGACCAUGAUCGGAACUGUUGAAGAUGAUAUAAUUGUGGAUCAAGUUGACUCACCAGAGAUUGUGGAUGAUUUUGAACUUGGACAAGAUGAAGCUGUAGAUAUUAAAGAUAAGGAAGUUAACAAGCAAAAGCUAAGGCGAAGAGCUGAUCAGUAUAAGAUUGAAAUUCGGAAUCCAUGUCGUGAAGGGAAAAACCUUCUCGUCCUAGAUAUUGAUUAUACCCUAUUUGAUCACCGAUCCACAGCGGAGAACCCACUCGAACUCAUGCGCCCUUAUCUUCAUGAGUUUCUCACAGCCGCUUAUGCAGAGUAUGAUAUUAUGAUAUGGUCUGCAACCAGCAUGAAAUGGGUAGAAUUGAAGAUGGGACAACUUGGGGUGCUCAGCAAUCCCAACUACAAAAUCACUGCUCUUUUGGACCAUUUAGCAAUGAUUACGGUUCAAUCAGAUUCUCGAGGGAUCUUUGAUUGCAAGCCACUUGGAUUGAUUUGGGCCCAGUUGCCUGAGUUUUACGGUCCAAAGAACACUAUUAUGUUUGAUGAUCUAAGAAGAAAUUUUGUGAUGAACCCGCAUAAUGGCUUGACUAUCAAACCAUUCAGGAAGGCUCAUGCAAAUAGAGAUAGUGAUCAAGAACUGGUGAAGCUAACUCAAUACUUGCUUGCGAUUGCGGAUCUUGACGAUUUAAGCAUCUUGGAUCAUGCAAAAUGGGAAUUUUUUGCUGAGGACAACACAAAAAGACGUAGGCACGCAUGAUUAACAUUAACAUUCUUGGAAAUCAUAAAGCUUAUGAGUUAUCUUAACUUUCAGGUACUAAUAUAUUAUUUCUUUAAAUAUUAAUAGUAUGGAGUAUCUAUCAGUAUUCAACCAUAUGUGAUAUAAACCUUGUCACCAAGAUUAUUGCUUGAUAUCAGUAAGCAAUUAUAUGGAUUUUGGAUAUUUAUGUACAUCAAAACAAUGGCCUAAGCCCGUUUAAUUUAGCAUUUUUCUAUCA